UGUACAGUCAUACAUACAUGUUUGUACGGAAACUUGAUUUUUGAUAAGCCAUAAACGAUUACGUUACCAUUGGUACGCACGAGUAUGUUAUCUAGACCAUCCUGCAAAUUAGUCUCAAAGCUCAUUUUAUAUCGCUUUCGCUUGCAAUUGAAGACAGUGUGUAUUGUAAACUAGCUAGCCUAGUCAUAUUCGAAUACUUCACGUUCGGUGUUUUUCGUUAUUUUUUACGGUUUGUUUACAAUUUGAGAGUGUUUUUUUUCUUGUGAAUUUGCGAUCAAUGUACCUACGAUGUCAAUUUUAAAGCAGUUAAGUAAUGAGGAUGAUUUCAUAAUUUAAAGUUACGUUCCGUUACCCUGAUUCGAUUCUUUCAACAUGGCCGGCCACAUCGAAAACCCGUUCAGUUUCAUCAAUACCCCGUCAUCGCUCCAGCUGCUAGCAGCGUCCGAAAUAGCCUUAUCGUUAUGGCAAUACAAAUAUUCAAAUUCUACUUAUAACUAUCUCAGCUGGUUCGUAAUUGGUAAUUUCCGCUGCGAAGAAAUGCUCGUGGUUCCGCCUCGUUUCAAAGUCGAAAUAGACGAAAGAAUCCUCGCGAUUAGGGUACAGCUGAGAAAUUGGAUCGAUUUUCACAAGGAGCAGGCUUUUUUCGACGGUUCUUUUAAACGUGCGGUUUCGAAGAGUUUAAAGCUUAUGGUGAUCGAUUCCUGUGGCGGUAUUUGUUUCAAGGCGACGGCGAUAAACAUCCUGAAUUCGAACCAGUUCAACGUAGUUGAAAAAUACAAAGUAGCCGUCGAGUUUUGUUUCAAAGAACACGUCAAAAAAAUAUGGCCUUCUGUGGAGAAAGAUGCGCGAGUAGGUAAAAAUCUCAACAUCGAUAAACACAGCUUGAUGUUUUACUGGAAUCGCAGAAUGAAAUCGAGAAAACCCUGCACUCUCAAGGAUACCCUAUGCGUUAAAACGCGAUUGGAGAACGCCCGGAAGGCCAGUAAUUGGCCAGCAUUCGAGUACUUUUGGAGCAUGCAAUCGAAAGGCCAAGUAAAAUUGUCCCAAUCCAUUUUAUAUGUAAAACUAGCCGACGAUGGAGCAAUCAAGCGGACACUACCAUCAUUGAAACGUACCGUGGCUACGAAAGUGUUCGAAGACGUGGCCCCUCAAAUUUUACAUUUUUUGGUCCGCAACGAGAAAUACUUCCAGCACGUGCAUCGAUUUUGGACUGUUGUCGAACAUACCGUCUACGAAAAGGAAUCCAGCUUGUUCCAGCAGGUUUUACACGAGCUGUGGGAAAUGGUAUUCAAUCCUAUCGAUAUCAGCCUCGGCCUGAAUAAUACACGAUGUCAACAAAUCAACGAGUUUUUGAUUGAAGUCUGGUCCAGAGCUACGGAUAACUUGAAAAACGAUGUUUAUUCGAAUCACGUGAGCGAUUUUUUCCACCAAUUGUCGACUUCUUCGGCCGCAUUUCCGAGUUGUUACGGUCAUAAUAUGGAUUUCAUGUUGGAUCUGCUCGGGCGUAACUCGAAUAAAGAACAGAUUUGGCAUGAGAAUUGGCGUAAAUUGGUCCUACGCGCCAAUCCUGUGUAUUUGGAGCGAUUCCUCGCGGUAUGUUUACCGGACGACGACGUUGAAAAAUCCAAGAAGGAAUUGUUGGAAUAUGAACGUAUCUUCGAGUUAUUAAUCGAGCAUGGGAUGUAUUCGGAGAUGAAAAACUAUUUGAAUUUUUGCUUGAAAGAUAAAAGUCAGUUUCAGGAGCAGGCCAAACGAUUGAUCAUAUCGAACUUUGACCUGAUCAUGUUCCACGACGACGGAAAAUUCGCCAAAUUUGACGAAUUCGUCGGCGAAAUGUUUUCAAAUGUGUCAACAGAUAUCGAAGCGUUCAAAUUCGCGUUGAUUACGUCCUUCAAGAGUCUAAAGCUUUUGAAAGACUCAUUCGAUAAAGAUCAUAUAGAUACCGAUGAUUUGGAUUUCGGGGAUAUCGAGACAAUAAUUGGCCGAUUUGUUAGUUCCGAGCAGAAUGCAGCUUUUAAACAGCAUUAUUUCAACGUGGAUAAAUUAUUUGAAAAGUGUCUGCUUAAUAUGAUGCACUUUCCUCGGUCAUUCGGAAAUUUUCGAUUCUUCGUUGAGUUUUUCGAGUGGUAUUUUCCGACCGAAGAGGAUCGAACGGAUUUCAAACUGCAGACGAUAGCUAAUCGCGAGCCAAUAAAACGUGUUUGUGCUGCACUCCGCCUCCGUCAUCACUUUUUAUCAAACGUGACGGAGCAUGAUUUGCUAAUGUUCCUUUUCGACAACAACGUGGAAAAAGUGUACAAAUUUCAAAAAAAAUUGAUGUGCGAGUCGGCUGAGGAGACAAAGCACGUGACACUUCAAUUCUGCUCUUCGAGCGACCGCGAUGACGAUUACGAUGAACACCUGAUAAGCCGCCCGCCGCUCGACCCGCGUUGGUGGCAUUUACCUUAACAACCUUCCCUAUUGAUAUCGAUAAAAGUGAACUAUAUAUUUUAACAUUCAAUGUAGGUCCCAUUCGUUUUUUAAAACUUCCCAGUUAUUUUAAAUAUUUUUAAUAUGCUGCCUACUUAUGGUAGUCGUUCUAUUUUUGUAACUAAAAUUAAUGUAGACCCUAGAUCUUCUAUUUAUUAUUAAGUUUUCUCUCAUUGUUCUUAAUCUUAGUACAUGUUAUGAUCUCAUUUUAGGCCUAUGUAAUUUUGCAAUUUUUAACAUUCUUAAUUGAGUUGGUUUUUUUUUCGUAAUUAAUUAAAUAAUCUACGUUUGGA
This is a messenger RNA of Planococcus citri (citrus mealybug), 2762 nucleotides long. RefSeq lists its product as uncharacterized. NCBI's taxonomy places the organism in Eukaryota, Metazoa, Arthropoda, Insecta, Hemiptera, Pseudococcidae. The record is from RefSeq and is a predicted model, not a curated record. Bases 373 to 2448 code for a protein of 691 amino acids. The transcript has 2 exons.